GGCUUGUUACAUUUCAAGACAUCAUCUUGGGAAGCUCGCUACGGCUCUCAGCAAGCACCGCAAACAGCGAUUGGAGUCGCACCGCGUUUCAGCACGGGCAGACAGCUGGGAGGCGGCUAGAGAAGACUUUCAGAAGACGCAUACAGCCAGACGUGGGUGUAGAUGAGGGAGCGGCGUCUGGCAAUGUGCACUAACCUCAUCCCGGAAGGCCAGAGUGCAGGUUUGGUUUAAGAACCGAAGAGCCAAGUUCCGCAAGAAGCAGCGAAGUCUCCAGAAAGAACAACUUCAGAAACACAAGGACUCCGAGGUCAGUGACAGCAAGACAGACCCCGCCCCCGCAGAGCCGACGACUCCCAGCCACGACUCCACCAAACCACACACCUCUGUGACCGAGCCAGCGCGGAGCUGAACCUCACCUUGUCAGAGCAAUCGGCCAGCGAAUCAGCAGCUUCUGAGGAUCAGACCGACAAGGAGGAGGAGCCCAAAUGUCCGCAGAAGACACCAAGGAGGAGAAACCUCUGACCUCCGACUCCAAAAUCCCCAACUAUAAGAGAGCAAGUCCCAAAACAGAGUCUCCGGUCAGCUCCUCGAUGGCGGCCUCCUCCAGCAGCGGCCUCCCUCCGACUCACUCGUACUCCUCGUCUCCUCUCAGCCUCUUCCGCCUGCAGGAACAGUUCCGCCAGCACAUGGCCGCCACCAAUAACUUGGUCCAUUACUCUUCCUUCGACAUGGCCAGUCCUCCCACCAUGCCCUACCUAGGGAUGAAUGUCAGCAUGGCGCCUCUCAGCUCUCUGCACUGCCAGUCCUACUACCAGUCCUUGUCUCAUGCCCAGCAGGUCUGGUCCUCCCCCAUCCUGCAGAGCUCUGGGGCCCUUCCCAACCUCAACAGCAAGACCACCAGUAUUGAGAACUUGAGGCUGAGAGCCAAGCAGCACGCGGCCUCGCUGGGCCUGGACACCUUACCCAACUGA
Staurois parvus is the source of this 971-nucleotide messenger RNA. NCBI's taxonomy places the organism in Eukaryota, Metazoa, Chordata, Amphibia, Anura, Ranidae. The record is from the annotation of a GenBank genome assembly.